Messenger RNA from Stylophora pistillata, 1983 nucleotides. RefSeq names its product peroxisome assembly protein 12-A. Gene Ontology annotation, molecular function: ubiquitin-protein transferase activity; protein binding; zinc ion binding. The record is from RefSeq and is a predicted model, not a curated record. NCBI's taxonomy places the organism in Eukaryota, Metazoa, Cnidaria, Anthozoa, Scleractinia, Pocilloporidae. Gene Ontology annotation, cellular component: peroxisomal membrane; peroxisomal importomer complex. Gene Ontology annotation, biological process: protein monoubiquitination; protein import into peroxisome matrix.
ACUCAGCCAUUCUAGCUUUACAAUAUGGCUGAAUUUGCAGCCCAUUUGAACCAAGGCACUUUGAACGCUCAACCUACAAUAUUUGAGAUUAUUGCCCAAGAAUCUAUGGCAUCAGUACUAAGACCAGCUGUUACUUAUGCGUUGAAAGUGCUAGCGAGUUCUAAUCCUGACAAAUGGGGCUGGAUUUGGCGUUUUGGAGACGAACUUCACCUUUUUUUUGAUUACGUUGUUCAGAAUCACUAUUUAAAGAUCUACAGAGGUUCCAUAUCUGAACAUUUCUAUGGGCUCAAAAGAGUAAGCAGAACCCCUAAUCAUGAUGGUGAUGAUAAACUAUCAAGUGUGCAGAGAUAUUUGUCACUAGUGAUGUUAGUGGUACUUCCAUAUGCUAAACUCAAACUUGAUCAGCUGUUUGAAAGAUUACGAGAGGAACGCGUCACUGGUUCAUUGUCCUCCCUUCCAGUCCGAAAGCGGUUGUAUUUUCUCCAACUCAAGAGAAUAUUUAUUUACCUGUAUCCCUACUUGCAUUGCACGUGGGAAUUGAUGUGUUUGUGUUAUUACUUGCUGUAUAUCUUCAAGAUCUCCGGAGUCCAUUCACCUGUACUUCAUAUUGUGGGAAUCUCAUUAAAAAGAUUCACAAAACGAGACAUUGUCACGCACAAUCUGCAGAGAAAUCUUCCCACUGUUCCUAACCAACAGACUCUUGGUAAACAAAUACUGGCAAUUCCAAGCUCAGCUCUAAAGCUGCUAUCAUCAGUGUUAGCCAAUGGUCUUCCUGUUGUUGUGUUUUCACUUAAAUUCCUAGAGUGGUGGUAUUCAAGUGACAAUAGAAGUGCUGUUCAUUCAGUAAUGCAAUUGCCAGUUCCCCCUCCACCAGCCCGGCCUAAGCCUGCCCAAUAUGGUGUCCAACUUCCACCACACCCAGCUCAGUGUCCACUGUGUAACAAAGUUCGCACAAAUCCUACAGCACUGUCUUCUUCUGGUUACGUGUUCUGCUACCCUUGUAUCCACAAAUACCUCAAUCAACAUGGAUGUUGUCCUGUCACUCAUUUACCAAGUGCAACAAAGCAACUUGUCAGACUUUAUGUUGAUGAUGUAAACUAGAAAACAUGACAGUUUUUCACUGAGUGAAAUAAUUUUCUUCUUAUAGAAUUUUGGGAAUUUAUUCAGGUGACUAACUAACUAGUCUCAAUCAUAAUUAAGGACUGGAACAGGUUUUUUCUCCAUGCUGUUCUCCUUGCAUUUUUUAAAAUACUGAUUAGGAGUUUCCUUUGUUGGUUGUCCACCAACAAAAAUUUCCACAAAUUCUAGACAGUCACUUAAAAGUUUGGUUCCUUUCUCUUGUUUGGCAGUCAAGAACAAACAAAGUGGUUGUCUAGGAAAUGCCUUUUGUUCUUCCCACACCAGUGUUUAGCUUGGUUCUCAUAUGCUGUAAGCAUAACUGGGAUUGCACUUGGUACUUGGCUUCCAUAAAGGGUUGCCAACACAACAAAAUUGCUGCAAAAUGCAAAUUAAACAGGGUUUUUCAGUAAUCUCCAGUGACUGAGAGCCAGGUUAGCUAGGUGCUCAAUCUUUUUUCGAGACAAUGACAGUUCAUUCCACCCUUUCAGACAUGGUUGUAAGCUAAAAUUCCCCUUUAUUCAAUCAAUUUUAGUUUUCAUGAGGCAUUAAUAGUUUAAUUAAAGUAUUGUGCAGAAUGAUCUAUUUUCUCUGAUCUUAGUGUACCAUGGAGAAAGUUCUUGCCCACUCUCCAAAGAUAUGUUUGAGGACUCUGAUAUCUAGAAUGUUCACCAGGUAGCUAUUGCAGUUAGAAAAAAAGAUGUUUUCCCCUUUUUUUAACUUUGUCCUAUCAGUGUCAAGAUUUAUCACUGACAGUACUUUGACUUGCUGAGGCAGAUGACACGCUAAUUGGGUAAAAUGUUUUACCAGGUUCAAGAGGAGUAGAAUACUCGAAAACUCUUAAUUUUAUUGAUCAUUUGAAAAUUG